AUGGGUCCCCAGGUCCUGUUUGCAACAGAUGAUUGGUUUGCAGCUGCAGAUAAUCUUUUGAAGGCAGUUCACAGGCCACCACCGGGCCUUUCCUUGGGAUCAGGACCCUGGGCUUGGAACUUCCGCUUGCUGAGAGCUGCCGACCAAUCAGAGGCCGACAGCUGUAGUGAACAGCAGUGCCACAGGAGAGGUGGUGGCUGCUGCCAGUAUGAAACCUGCCUGAGGCCUAGGAUCGUCGCUGAAUCCCAGGCCACAGGAUUCGUACAGCGAGAAGCACCGCAAUGGAAAGCAGAAGAUUUUACAAAUUUUGGCAAAUGGAUGGAUGGAUGGGAAACCAGGAGAAAACGAAUUCCAGGUCACGACUGGUGUGUUAUCAAGUUGGGCGUGCCUGGAGUCAUACAUGGAUUUGAUGUAGACACUUCUUACUUUACUGGCAAUUAUACUCCUCGUUUGUCGAUUGCAGCAGCAUGCCUAAAUGCUGAUGAAGUUCCAGACUUGCCUUCAAGGGGGGAGAAGAUGGGAACUGCUGCUUCAGAGGAGGAUUUUGAAGCCAUCAGAAAGUUGAUGCCAGAGUUCUGGACUGAACUGGUUCCAAUGACAAUCCUGCAACCAGGCUAUGUUGACACUUGCCACAAUUAUCUUCCUGCUCAGCAACUGAGGCAAUGGACUCACAUCAGACUGAACAUGUACCCAGAUGGUGGGAUUGCACGACUCAGGGCUUAUGGCAUUGGCCACAAAGAUUGGUCAGCAGUUUCACAGAAGCAGGCAAUAGAUCUGGUUGCAAUGACCAAUGGAGGUGUAUGCUUGGGAUACAGUGAUGCUCAUUUUGGACACCCUAAAAACAUUAUAGGCAUUGGAAGAUCCAGUGUUAUGUCUGAUGGAUGGGAAACAGCCAGGAGAUUGGACAGACCGCCAGUAUUAAAGGCAGAUGAUCAGGGUGUUUUACAGGUACCUGGUUAUGAAUGGGCUGUUUUUAAGCUUGGACAUCCUGGCAUAAUAACUCACAUUGAGAUUGAUACAAGCCACUUCAAAGGUAACUUCCCAGACAGUUGUGAAAUUGAAGGAUGUGCCAUAACUCCAGAAGAGGAAAAAGAAAGGAUUGCUAUGAUGUGGAAAGAGUGUCUUGGUUUGAAAUGGAAGUUGCUGCUGCCAGUUACUAAGUUGAAACCACACCAGCAACACUUCUACUCCAUCGAAAUGAAAGAUAUUGUAACUCAUGUGCGACUGAAGAUUAAACCAGAUGGUGGGAUCAGUAGAAUGCGGCUCUUGGGAUACCCAGGCACUUUGCCUGCAGUAAACCUGUGA
Carcharodon carcharias (great white shark) is the source of this 1305-nucleotide messenger RNA. It is a transcript of the gene allc, whose product is annotated as allantoicase. Gene Ontology annotation, biological process: allantoin catabolic process. Bases 1 to 1305 code for a protein of 434 amino acids. Lineage: Eukaryota; Metazoa; Chordata; Chondrichthyes; Lamniformes; Lamnidae. The transcript has 13 exons. The record is from RefSeq and is a predicted model, not a curated record. Gene Ontology annotation, molecular function: allantoicase activity.